UAUGAGCUAAAGUAUUUACACAAAAUGGGACUGUUGUCACACCACCAAAAAUGUAGAUUCUUUGGAGUGAUGUUGUAUUGAAACAGUAUGUACUAUACACUGCUGCUAGCCAUUCAACGUCACACACACACACACCAAAGGUGAAGCCGUUCCUUAUUGUAUACUGUGAAGUUGACAGAAAACAUACCUACGCUUACGUUACACACACUUUGCAUAUACCGGCGGCGUCGGUUUCCGUGGCAACGGACAACACUGGGAGUCCCAUCUUUGAAACGGGACCUUAACGGACAAUUAUUUAAUUUAUAAGAGUUAGCGUUUCCUUUAGAGCUGUGACAAUAUUACCCAUGAAUUACCCUAAUGGACGAGGACUCGGGGUCGUCGGAUGUGGACAACACGGAAGAAAAUCAAGACGAGGACGAAGAAGCUGUAGAGAUUCGCCCUUUGGAUCACGAUAUUAUAGUCCCAGGUCUGUCUUUGCUGUGCCGAACAGGGAAUGGAUUGAGACACGCAUUUAUUAAAGUCAUCUUGAAGGACAAAAGACUAAGCGACAUCGCUGCAAUCAGCGAUUAUGUUCACCUUCGCUUCAUGGAUGUGUCCAACAACCGUAUUUCCGACCUUUCACCUCUAUCAUCCCUCACUCAGCUUCUUUGGCUCAAGAUUGACAGGAAUUACGUAACAUGCUUCCAAGGAGAAACCUUUUCUCAACUGGCCUACCUGCAGUGGCUGAGUAUGGCAGCAAACCGGCUUACUGAGGUGCAAGGUCUUGUUGGACUAGCUUUGGAAAGUCUCAAUCUUUCAGGGAAUCGUAUUGAGCGAUUAAAUGGCCUUGAGAGUUGCCUUUUUUCGAAACUGGCUACUUUGGAGCUGAGAGGAAACCGCUUGACUACAACUAGUGGGAUCAACCUUCCCAAUUUGCGGCGAUUAUAUCUGGCCCACAAUCUUAUUACAACUCUUGAGGGUAUAGAGACGUUAGAGAACCUCACCACUCUCCAUCUCCGCAACAACAAACUUGCUAAUCUAGAUGGACUCAGCGCCAACAUGAAAUGUCUCCAAUAUCUCAACGUCAGAAGCAACGACUUCCUUGAUGAGACCUGUCUACUGGCUCUUGGCCAGGUGUCUGCAACCCUGCGAGUGGUGGUUCUCUCAGAGAAUCCGCUGGACGGGACCACAGAUUACCGGCCAUAUGUCCUAACUCUCAUUCCAAAACUAGAGCGCCUUGAUAAAGAGCCUGUCUCCCUGGAGGAGAGGGCUGAGGCGUGGAAGACAAUUAAGGAACUCAAAGAGGAAACAGCCUAAAUCAAACAUUUGUAAUAGUUGCUCCACUUCCUGGAAAAUACUAGUUGGGGAUAGAUGUAUAUGUAGAAAUGCUUUGAAUCCUGCAGUAAUUGUAAGGGUUAAUCUUCAUUGUUACUUAUUUAUACGUCUCUGUGUAAUGAUGACUCAGCAAUUUUUUGGACCAUUUCCCUGUUGGCAGCUAUCCAGCCGCAUUUUUAAAGGGACAAUGCAGUAGUAUCAUAGUAGUGGUCAUACACACAGAUGGACAUUCGAGUGUUCCUGAUGACUGGAAAAUAUGAAUGUUGUUACUACAUUUGCAUACCUCAUCAUUGAGUUGUUGCUCAUUUUCCAAUUCCAUCUUAAAGGAAGUGGGUGCAGUUGUACUUGUAAUUUGACCAUAUGCAACUUAACCGGUUCUCUGAGAGAGGAAGAAUGUGCAGUUUGUGUUGGAAGGGGUCACAAACACAAUGCCUUUGGGAAUAACGUAGCUUGUUUGCCUGUCAUCAAAUUAGAGCAUCAGUUGAAGGGACAUUGGGAUUUCCUAGGCUAUACAUGUUUAAGUGAUCAUUUGAAAGAGAUGUUCAGGAACAUAGUGUUGCACCUUGAUUUCUUUUGUUUCAUUAUUAAUCUUUAUUAUAUGAAAUAUUUAACAUAAGAGUCUUACAUGCAAAUAUAAACAAUUAAUGAUAACUAAAGGUUAUUUUUGGUGAUGUAUUAUUAAUUUCAGAAUCUAAUAGUAUUUCUCAUUAAUCAGUAGCCAAGAAACUUUUUUUUUUAGGUUAGUGACCUCUGGUCCGUUAAAAGGCAACUUACGGAGAAAUGACCCCAAAAUUAAGUAACCAAAAAAAAAAACAAUAAAACAUUUUCUUCCCACCUAAAUAUCUAUACUUGUGCACUAAGUACAUCGUGUGAGUACUUGUAUUACCACUUUUCUAUUUCUGGUGUCUUUAUGGUUUACAGAAGUUACUUCCGCUUAUUGAGUGAUGACGUUUGGUGGGCGGGGUUUGAGUGCAGUUAAAUCCCCUCACUUCCGACACCCCUGUCCUCCUCUUGAACGGACGCUUUCGGCGUGGGUCAGCACCGAACCAACGACACCGGGAAGUCGAAGCGUUAAAUUACUGAAUACCAGUAACACAUUUCAUUAAGCAACUCCGACGCUCACAAGGAAGACAAACCCAACCAUGCCCGACAAAGCAACUAU
This is a messenger RNA of Syngnathus typhle (broad-nosed pipefish), 2476 nucleotides long. RefSeq names its product leucine rich repeat containing 23 (gene lrrc23). The record is from RefSeq and is a predicted model, not a curated record. Lineage: Eukaryota; Metazoa; Chordata; Actinopteri; Syngnathiformes; Syngnathidae. Gene Ontology annotation, molecular function: protein binding. Bases 358 to 1296 code for a protein of 312 amino acids. The transcript has 8 exons.